This is a messenger RNA of Dermatophagoides pteronyssinus (European house dust mite), 1149 nucleotides long. Its product is annotated as putative 3-hydroxyacyl-CoA dehydrogenase B0272.3. Gene Ontology annotation, cellular component: mitochondrion. The record is from RefSeq and is a predicted model, not a curated record. Gene Ontology annotation, molecular function: (3S)-3-hydroxyacyl-CoA dehydrogenase (NAD+) activity; NAD+ binding. Lineage: Eukaryota; Metazoa; Arthropoda; Arachnida; Sarcoptiformes; Pyroglyphidae. Gene Ontology annotation, biological process: fatty acid beta-oxidation.
AAAACAGAUGAUGAGCAGUGUCGACCGUCGGGUACAUUGAUAGAAAAUUCGCAUAAAAAAUAUUCGGGUUGUAACGAUUUAUUUUCUAAAGAAAACAAUAACAAUGGCUACUAAAUAUCUUCUUUCAUCAGUUGCGAAACAAUCUCAACAACAAUUUCGUUAUUUUUCUCAAACACAAUCAUUGAAAAGAAUUGAAAAUGUAAUGAUUAUCGGUUCUGGUUUAAUGGGAUCCGGUGUUGCACAAUCAUGUGCUACAAGUGGCCGAUUUAAUUCGAUUACAUUGCAGGAUGUAUCUCAGGAACAAUUGGAUAAAGCACGUAAACGUGUUCAUCAAAGUUUAUCCAAAUUGAAGGAACAAAAACGAAUCAAUAUUGAUGAUGCUGAAGCGGUAACAAAUCGUAUAACAUUCAAUACACAAUUAAAACCUGUUGAUGAUAAAAAUUUAUUAAUCAUUGAAGCUAUUCCAGAAAUAAUGGAUGCAAAACAAAAAUUGUUCAAAGAUUUAUGUGAACAAUUUAAAUCAAAUGAUUCGGUCAUUUUUGUCACAAAUACAUCAUCAUUACCUUGUUAUGAAAUUGGAACACAUGUUACUUGCAAAGAUCGUUAUGGUGGUUUACAUUUUUUUAAUCCAGUACCAUUGAUGAAAUUAGUGGAAAUUGUUCGUACAGAAAAUGGAACAAGUGAUAAAACAUUUGAAGAUCUUCGACAAUUUGUUAAAGAAAUUGAUAAAGUUGGUGUUGCAUGUAAAGAUACACCUGGUUUUAUUGUCAAUCGUUUAUUGGUACCAUAUAUGCAAGAAGCUGUACGAAUGUUAGAACGUGGUGAUGCUACUGCACGUGAUAUUGAUACUGCAAUGAAAUUAGGUGCUGGAUAUCCAAUGGGACCAUUCGAAUUAAUGGAUUUUGUUGGAUUAGAUACAAAUCAAUUUAUUGUUGAUGCAUGGCAAAAACGUAAUGAUCCAACAUUGACUAUUUAUCGUUCUAAAACAAUUGAUGAAAUGGUUAAACGUGGUGAAUUAGGUCGAAAAACCGGAAAAGGUUUUUAUGAUUAUUCACAAAAGAAAUGAACGUGAAAAUGCUGAAUUUUUUAAAUAAACCUUAUUUUUCUUGUUAUUAUCACCAAUAUAAUCCUAAUGAUGAAUGAUAAUAA